Messenger RNA from Durio zibethinus, 3519 nucleotides. Lineage: Eukaryota; Viridiplantae; Streptophyta; Magnoliopsida; Malvales; Malvaceae. The record is from RefSeq and is a predicted model, not a curated record.
UAAACAAAUAAAAACAAAAAAAAAUCUAACCAAACAAUCCCUUAUAGAAAUAUUAGAAAAUAGUGACAGAAAUGAAAAGAUCAAGGAAAGUGGGGUUGUUGCUUGGAGUUGGAGUUCAACCUCUUUUAAUAGGUUUGACAUUUAUUACAACACAGCUAUGCAUACAACAUCACAGAUCCCAUUCUAUCACGAGCGUCUCCAACGGUCGACUCUUUUAUUAUUUAUUUCCUUUUGUUUUGGGAGGGGGGUUGUUCUCUUUUCGUGGGGUCAUGUGUCCUAAGGCCUCCAAUUUCACAACUAAGCACCAGUUUAUCACAACCCCACCACGCCCACCCGCCACUUAUUGCAAUCAUCAAAUUACAGAAAGAAAGAGAAAAAAGAAACAAUAAAAAUUUAUAAAGUUUAGUUUUUGUUUUUGUUUUUUCCUUUUUUUCAGAGAUUUUUAAAGUUAGAUUCACACAAAUUCUUAAACCCCCCCUAAAAAAAAGAAAAAGAAAGAAAAGAGUGUUCCAACGCCCAAGCAAAAAAUCUGGUCCCACCACUGGGCUCCGAUCUUGGGUUCUUGAGCCUUUGGUUAAUGUUAUUGUAAUAGAUCAGACUUAUUUUGGAAAGGAUUAGGGAUUUGGAGUUUAGGAUUAGAGUUGGGGUGAGGUGGGGUGGAGAUGGGUUCGAAGCCGUGGCUACACCCGGCUCCUACUUUUCGGACUUUGGAGACUUAUUGGGAUUCGGAUGACGAUGCGCCUGGUCCCCGAUGUGGUCACACUCUUACCGCCGUUGCGGCCACUAAGACGCACGGUCCAAGACUUAUUCUCUUCGGUGGUGCCACCGCCAUCGAGGGCGGCGCUUCCUCUUCUGCUCCCGGAAUCAGAUUGGCGGGUGUUAACAAUUCUGUUCAUUCGUACGAUGUUCUUACUAGAAAGUGGACGAGAAUAAGACCAGCUGGCGAACCACCUUCUCCUAGGGCUGCUCAUGCGGCAGCUGCUGUUGGCACCAUGGUCGUGUUUCAGGGUGGGAUUGGUCCAGCUGGGCAUUCUACUGAUGAUCUUUACGUGCUUGAUCUGACCAAUGAUAAGUUUAAGUGGCAUAGAGUGGUUGUGCAAGGACAGGGUCCUGGACCUCGCUAUGGCCAUGUUAUGGAUUUGGUUGCCCAGAGAUAUCUUGUCACUGUAAGCGGAAAUGAUGGAAAAAGAGUUCUUUCCGAUGCCUGGGCUUUGGAUACUGGCCAGAAACCAUAUGUAUGGCAGAGAUUAAAUCCUGAAGGCGAUAGGCCUUCUGCUAGAAUGUAUGCAACUGGUAGUGCCCGCUCAGAUGGCAUGUUUUUGCUUUGUGGUGGAAGAGACUCUUCUGGGGUGCCUCUGGCAGAUGCAUAUGGGCUGUUGAUGCAUAGAAAUGGUCAGUGGGAGUGGACUCUUGCACCAGGAGUGUCCCCUUCACCAAGGUAUGAGCAUGCUGCGGUUUUUGUUGGCGCACGAUUGCAUGUUACUGGGGGUGCGCUUAGAGGAGGACGUGCCAUAGAAGGUGAAGCAGCUGUUGCAGUACUGGAUACUGCUGCUGGAGUAUGGUUGGACAGGAAUGGGCAUGUCACUUCCUCACGGAACACUAAGGGACAUGCUGAUUAUGAUCCUUCUUUGGAACUUAUGCAUCGUUGUCGCCAUGCAUCUGCAUCUGUUGGUGUUCGAAUAUAUAUUUAUGGUGGUCUUAGAGGAGAUAUGCUUUUAGAUGAUUUCCUAGUUGCAGAAAAUUCACCAUUCCAGUCUGAUAUUAAUUCUCCUAUAUUAGCCCCUGAGAGAUCCUCAAAUUUGUCCAGCCCCAGAUUUAGUCAACCUAAUUUAAGUUCAUUUGGAACAACUUCAGGUUACGAUCCAGACUUCCCUUCAUCCGGGGGCCAUGAGGUCUGACUUAAUAACUCUCUCUCACGCAUACUUGUGCGCACACACGUACACAUCAUGGGAUUAUUUAUUGAUGAUGAAUCUUUAUCUUAUAGCAUGGACAAAAAUUCAUUGGAGAAACUUAGGGAGGCAUCUGCUGCUGAAGCUGAGGCAGCAAAUGCUGUCUGGCAAGCUGCACAGGCUACAUCUGCUAUUCCUGCAGAGGAAACAUCUGUAUCUGAUGACAACUCACCUGCUGGUGAAACAGCUUCAGAUGCUAGCGAUAAUGAAGCUGAUGUUCGCCUUCAUCCUAGAGCUGUUGUGGUUGCUAAAGAGGCUGUAGGGAACCUGGGUGGGAUGGUUAGGCAGCUAUCCUUGGAUCAGUUUGAAAAUGAGAGCAGACGGAUGAUUCCCUCUAAUAAUGACUUGUCCUAUCCCACCAAAAAGUUUGCUAGACAGAAGUCUCCUCAAGGCUUGCAUAAAAAGGUUAUUUCUACACUGCUUAGGCCCCGAAACUGGAAAGCUCCAGCUAAUAGGAGGUUUUUCUUGGAUUCUUAUGAAGUGGGUGAGCUGUGCUAUGCGGCUGAACAGAUUUUUAUGCAAGAACCCACAGUCCUUCAGUUGAAAGCUCCUGUAAAAGUCUUUGGUGAUCUUCACGGACAGUUUGGUGAUUUAAUGAGGCUAUUUGAUGAAUAUGGGUUUCCUUCAACUGCAGGAGACAUUACGUACAUUGAUUAUCUAUUUCUAGGAGACUAUGUUGAUCGAGGACAGCACAGCUUGGAGACAAUAACAUUGCUUCUUGCUCUUAAGAUUGAAUAUCCUGAAAAUGUUCACUUGAUUCGUGGAAACCAUGAGGCUGCUGACAUAAAUGCUCUCUUUGGUUUCCGUAUUGAAUGCAUCGAGAGAAUGGGGGAGAAUGAUGGUAUAUGGGCAUGGACACGGUUCAAUCAACUAUUCAACUAUCUUCCACUUGCUGCUCUUAUUGAAAAGAAAAUUAUCUGCAUGCAUGGUGGCAUAGGAAGAUCUAUACAUGCGGUUGAACAGAUAGAGAAACUUGAGCGGCCAAUAACAAUGGAUGCAGGAUCCAUUGUUUUAAUGGACCUGUUAUGGUCUGAUCCAACAGAAAAUGAUAGCAUAGAAGGUUUGAGACCUAAUGCCAGAGGUCCCGGUCUUGUCACUUUUGGGCCUGAUCGUGUAACAGACUUCUGUAAGAAAAACAAGCUACAGCUAAUUAUAAGGGCUCAUGAAUGUGUAAUGGAUGGGUUUGAACGGUUUGCUCAGGGUCAAUUGAUUACUCUCUUUUCUGCAACAAACUAUUGUGGUACUGCAAACAAUGCUGGAGCUAUAUUGGUAGUCGGAAGAGGAUUGGUUAUAGUCCCAAAGUUGAUACAUCCCUUGCCACCUCCCAUUCAGUCCCCGGAGACAUCACCAGAGCGUGUUGCAGAUGAUGCAUGGAUGCAGGAGCUGAAUAUCCAAAGACCACCAACGCCAACUCGUGGUCGCCCUCAACCUGACCUUGAUAGGAGCUCACUUGCAUAUAUAUGAAAAUGAUGCCAGGAAGUUGAGAACUUUUAUAUAAUUUACAAAGCUAUGAUGCGGGAGUCCCAUAUUUAUAAGCGAGGGUUGGUUGAUUCUUACGUUCCUUGAAUUU